AUGGCAAACUCUGCGCAAUUCAUGAUCGUGAAGCUUCGCUUGCCUCAUUCUUCUAUCACGACGUAUUACCUAGAAGGCUCGGGCAAGCUUCAGGAUGACCAUCAAUUGCUGCAGCUGUGCAAGGACGAAGGAGCAGCUCGGCCGCUUCCUCAAGCCUUGCACAAUGACGGGCUCUACUUUACGGCGCUGCAAUCACUGUACCUGUAUGCCAUUUUCACUGCACGGCAAGAAAUUGAGACAUUUCGUCUCCGGCUGAAUGGCCUCAAUGCCAAGACUUUGGCGUAUGCUCUCCGGAUCUCAAUGGUGGCUAUUGAAUACCCGGCACCGCUUCCUAACUGGAAUCCCGGUUCUUCUGUCCCUAUCCUCGACUAUACCGUGGCCUCGACGGAAAUUGUGCACCGUCAUCCCCGCCGUGACCCCAAGCCCACUCCUGGAGAAAUUAAUGACCCUCGUGUCGCAACUGGCUGGAAAGAAACCGGUACCCUGGAAGACCACCGCGAAUAUCUCCGCCGCCAACAUGAAGACCCCCACACUCCGACCGUCCUCGGUCACUUCAACGAUAUCCCAUUGUCAUACUACAAAAUCUUCUGGGCCAAGGAAGACAAUGUGGGUGCACGCUACGCAUCAAAUGACUUUGACCGCGGUCGCCAUACUCUAGUCGGCAACGACGCCUUCCGUGGCCCUCACCGUGUCACGGCAUGGUGA
Molecule: messenger RNA, 705 nt
Organism: Penicillium maclennaniae
Lineage: Eukaryota; Fungi; Ascomycota; Eurotiomycetes; Eurotiales; Aspergillaceae
Product: GNAT family N-acetyltransferase
Exons: 4
Coding region: 1-705 (234 amino acids)
Source: RefSeq, a predicted model, not a curated record